GGGAGGUGUCCAGGCAGGCAGGAGUAAACUGUAAGAUGGUGCAAGCCUUUGCAGGGGAAGUGUCCAGGCAGGGAGGAAUAAACUGUAAGAUGCUGCAGGGCUUUGCUGGCAAAGUCUCCAGGCAGGCAGGAGUAAACUGACUAAAAUGGCUUGGAUGAGUCUUUUGUAUGCAGUCAUACUGCCCAACAUUGGAGGAAUUGCUAAUGCAUUUGUGAUAAAAAACCAUGUUCGAGAUUGGUACGACAAGAAAAUCAAGAAGCCUUCAUGGCGACCUCCUAAUAAAGCUUUUGGACCAGUAUGGACGUUAUUGUACUGCAUGAUGGGCUAUGCAUCAUACAGAGUCUGGAUGGAGCUGGAUGAGCCAAACAUUAUGUCAUUAACAACUCUUCCCACUCCACUGAAGCUGUUCUUGCUGCAGCUAUGCUUGAACUGGAUUUGGACUCCAAUAUUCUUUGUGUAUAAACAUCUUACUCUGGCUUUGUUUGAGAUCCUGCUCCUGGAUGGUUCUGUUGCCAUGACAAUGUUUGCCUUCUGGAAGGAGGAUGCCUUGGCAGGGCUGCUGUUGAUUCCCUACCUGGCCUGGCUCACUCUGGCCACUGCUCUCACUACUGCAAUAUGGAUAUCAAAUCCAAAUUGGCGCUUUGGACCAGAUUCCAAAAAGAAAAAGUAGUCAUCCUUUUGUCAUGGAAAGAAAAUGUAAAACCUAAAUAGCUAAAAAAAUAUUGUGGUUUUCACAUUCAUAAAAAGUACAAAAUUCAUUUAAAAUAUGCAAUAAAACAAAAUUAUGUAUUUGAUCUAAGACUGAAACUUGUAGGAAACUUAUAAGAAGUGGAUUUGUGAGUCUCAGGCUUUUUGGUGUUGAAUUUUCCCCUUCAGGAUGUAUUCCAAAAACUUAAGCAAUAAUGUGUUUAUACAACUAAUCUAAGUUUAGGAGAAUUCCUCAAGAAGACUCGCUGAGAUAGUAAAAAAAACAUCAGUAAAGGUGUAUACACACACACACAGUAUAAGUGGUUAGAAAGCUACACUUAUAACAACAAAUUACUGUACAUUUUAAGGAACAUGAGGAUUUUGUGUGGAACUUAACUUUGGGAAUGAUUUCCUUCCUCCACUCUAAGCAGUUCCUUGAAGUAUUUAACCAAGCAUGAUCUUUACUUCAGCCUCUUGUCCUGAUUCACAACGUCAAAGUACAAGCCUGCCUGUGUCUGAUUCAUAAGUAAAACUGACAAAUUUUACUGAGCUUUGGCUGAGAAAUAUAUAUGUAUGCUGUGUAAUGGGAGCUUCCAAGACUGACAAUUUGCUUUAUAUUGUGUUGGGAAUGGGAUGCUUGAGCCAAAAAUAAUAGAGUUGUAUAUGACUGUCUCCAUAAGGUAUCAUUCUGGGUAAGAGAGAGAGAGAGAUGCUGGAGAGUUAACCAUGUUCAAAAUGAGCCACAUUGUAACCCAUCUACACACACACACACACACACACACACACACACACACACACACACACACACACACACACACACACACACACACACACACACACACUGUACUGCCUUGUCCACCAUGACAAUGUUCCAAGUCAAGAAAUUUGUGUCCAUCUUAUAUAAAUUUCCCAAUAAUAACUUACAACUUAUCAGACAUGUUUUUGUACUGCAGACUCCUAAAUAAUUCUGCAGCCUAGAAAAGAGAGAACUAAUCUCCUAUUCUCUCUUUUUCCUUAUGACUGUACAAUAAAUUCUUCCCAGUGUUCAGAAUGUUAAUGAAGGAUGAUCAUAGCAGAAAAAGAGGUUAAGAUAUGCUAAUAUAUAUACUUAAACAUAAGGUGACUAUUCUGUAUGAUGGUUGUGCAAGCUUAGAAUUAAAGAAGCCCUGAAAUAGUUGGGUUUAAUGUGAUAUAUUCUUUCUUACACUUAAAUUACAGCAACCUAUUGACAUGCACAUGAUCACAAAGGAAAGUUUAGAUGACAUUUAGCAAAACCUUUGUGCAGAGAGCAAUAAAGCUUGGUGAGUUAUGUGCUUAAAUUUGUUGUGAGAUGUUAUGUGUUUAAUGGGGUUUGAUAUAAAUGCUUUCUUACAUGCCUGUGCAUUUCUUUAAUAAAUAUAUAAUUUUAA
Messenger RNA from Scylla paramamosain (green mud crab), 2096 nucleotides. Its product is annotated as translocator protein-like. The transcript is spliced from 4 exons. NCBI's taxonomy places the organism in Eukaryota, Metazoa, Arthropoda, Malacostraca, Decapoda, Portunidae. Bases 146 to 670 code for a protein of 174 amino acids. The record is from RefSeq and is a predicted model, not a curated record. Gene Ontology annotation, cellular component: mitochondrial outer membrane.